UGUCUUGUCUUUAUUGUUUUUACCUUUCCCUGUACUGAAGGCAAGUUCCCUAGAGUUUGUACAUCCCUGACGAGUCUGAAAAACAAGAAAUGUUGUCCAAUCCCAAAAGGCUUUAGCGCGCCAUGCAGUAACGAUGGAAACAGAGGUACAUGCCAGGAAUUGAUCAUUCGUGAUUGCCUCUUCAAGUACAGUCAUUACCAACCUUUCCAGAAAGGCGACGAGCGCCAUAACUGGCCUCAUGCUCUUUACCAUAAAACGUGCAAAUGUAAUUCAAACUUCGCUGGAUAUGACUACAGCAAGUGCGAGUUUGGCUACUAUGGCAAAGACUAG
This is a messenger RNA of Porites evermanni, 330 nucleotides long. The record is from the annotation of a GenBank genome assembly. NCBI's taxonomy places the organism in Eukaryota, Metazoa, Cnidaria, Anthozoa, Scleractinia, Poritidae.